AUGGAUUCUCUCAAGCAAGGUGUCAACUACGUCUCCGAGUCUGUGAAGCAGGCUACCAGUGGAGCGUCCAAGGAGACCAACAAGCAAGUUGCCAAGGAUGGUGAUGCCCCCAUUGGCACUCGUGCCUCUGCUGCCAAGGACGCCGUUGGUGACAAGUUCGACGAGCAUAAGCACGAUGCUAAGGCUGAGGCUCACAAGCAGCAGAUCUAA
This is a messenger RNA of Pochonia chlamydosporia 170, 210 nucleotides long. RefSeq lists its product as hypothetical. The transcript has 2 exons. Bases 1 to 210 code for a protein of 69 amino acids. The record is from RefSeq and is a predicted model, not a curated record. Lineage: Eukaryota; Fungi; Ascomycota; Sordariomycetes; Hypocreales; Clavicipitaceae.